CGUCAAAGACGCACAUUUUUACAGCUGUGUAGUAAAUAAACGAAUGACACACAGACGUUGAUGCUAGGAAUUUGUUAUCAAGAAUAAUUGUGGAUACAAUAUUAAUGAUUUUGCACCAGCAACAUUUUUGCUGUGGAAGUUAACGGGAGUCAUUGUGCUUAGUCUUUGACCGUCGAAGCGGUAGGAGGUUUCCGCGUUAGCUAGUUAGAGCUAGACAGCUAUUGCGUUGCUAGGCUAGCUAAUGUUUGCUACCCAGGCUAACAAGUAGCGUCAACGUAACGUUAGCUAUAUAAUUUAGUUGAAUUGUUUUCACUGCCUGCGUUUACAACAUAGCUCGACAAAUAUCGGCUAACUAGGGAUAUCCAAUAUGCUACCAACUAACUAGCUAUAUAUAGAGCUGAGUCAGCUAACGGUGGACCCAAGUGGGCCCGAUCUGGACUCUGGGAACGUUAUUUGUCUACUUGUUAAAUUACCAAGACUGUUUUGCUCAUCUAUCCAGUCCAGUGCCAAUACCAACGUUGAUGCACCUCUCCUGUAUCUGUCUGUUGCUGGCUAAUAAGGCAAGACUGCCUCGCCCCGGUGUUCUACUGUGGCCAAUGCCACCGGCUCUGCCUGCCGAGAGAACUGGAAUUUCAAUCCCGAGAAGAACGAAGAAUAAACACAGCUAGCUUGCUACAACAGUAUAACUUGCUUGUAGUCCCGUUUUGGGAAUACUGAUCGUUGGACCUGAGUGCAAUUCAUUCAAGUUGACAUGUCGGAGUUCAACAAAGAAGUGGUGGAUUUAGUCUGGGGGAGACCUUCCAGUGGCGGAGUGUCUGGUUCUCUAUUUCGGAGAUGGACUCAAGGGUUUGCCUUCAGUGAGAAUGAGCCCUCAGCCCUGGAGCAGUUUGAAGGAGGACCAUGUGCUGUCCUUGCCCCUGUUCAGGCCUUCCUCUUGAAGACUAUCCUGUUUAAUCGUGAUAGUUCCAACUGGAGACGCCUCACAGAAGAAGAGCAGAGAGCAACCCUGUGCUCCACCCUGAGUGAGAUCCUGGAGUCAGCCUGCUCCACCCCCUCCGUCAGCUACUGUCUGGUGUCCUGGGCCAAGGGACAGGGCCCCCACACCAGCACACACACUCACACAGAAACACACACCUCUCAGGAGACAUCAAAGCCUGAGAGCAGCCAGCCACAGCAAGAUCAACUACCCACUGCUUUGGCUGCAGAGGAUCUUGGCUUUGAGCGAUUUCACAGCAUCCUCCAUAAGCGGACGGUCAGCUCUGUGGCAGAGCUGAGAGAGGAGAUACUGUCCCUCUCACAAACCUGGAGGGGGCGCUGUGGAGUCCUGUUGUUUCUCUACUCUGUCAUCCUCACCAAGGGCAUAGAGAACAUAAAGAAUGAGAUUCAGGACACGGCAGAGCCUCUGAUAGACCCAGUGUACGGCCACGGCAGUCAGAGUCUAGUCAACCUCCUCAUAACGGGCCAUGCUGUGUCUAAUGUAUGGGAUGGAGACAGAGAGUGUUCUGGGAUGAAGUUGCAUGGUAUCCACAACCAGGCGUCAGUAGGCUUCCUCACGCUUAUGGAGUCACUACGCUACUGUAAGGUUGGUGCGUUCCUGAAGUCUCCAAAGUUCCCUAUUUGGAUACUUGGCAGUGAGACUCAUCUCUCUGUGUUCUUCGCCAAGGAGAUAUCCCUGGUGGACCCAGAGUCAGCCUCAGAGCAAGCCAGGAGAGUGUUCCAGACCUUUGACCCUGAAGAUAAUGGCUUCGUACCUGACUCUAUGCUGGAAGAUGUCAUGAAGGCCCUUGACCUUGUCUCUGAGCCCGACUACGUGAGCCUGAUGAAGAGUAAGCUGGACCCUGAGGGGUUGGGAGUCAUCCUCCUGGGCCCGUUCCUCCUCGAGUUCUUCCCUGAUCAGGACUCAGGAAUCCCAGACUCGUUUCCUGUCUACCACUACAAUGGACUGAAGCAGUCCAACCACAAUGAGAGGGUGGAGUACGUGGAGGGGACAGCCCUGGUUCUAGGUUUUGAGGACCAGAUGGUUCGUACAGACGACACCCCAGUCAAGCGCUGCCUGCAGACCAAGUGGCCCUACGUGGAGCUGCUGUGGACCACCGAGCGCUCCCCAUCACUCAACUAGCCCGGCCGUGUGUGUGUGUGUGUAUGAGUAUGAAUGUAAGGACAGCCUCCCCCCCCCCCCAACCAACCAACCUUCAGUCUGACACUAGAGGUCAGAAGGUCCCAGAGACUGAGACACACACAUGAGACAGUCCCCCCACACACACACAAACACACUUUGGAUCCACACACGUUUACUGUUUGUUCUAUGGUCUGUUGUACACAGCUUGUAAAUCGACACACAAGAUGUUAAGUGGUGUGAUGUAAGAACUGGAUGACUCAGCAGAAUGGAUGUCUCGGCUAGGGGCGUGUUCUGCUGGGACUCUGGGUUCUGAUGGCCCACUGGUACGACAUCUGGCCUGGCCAGCGUCUCUGGAACUGUCCUGCCUUCCACCCAACGUCAUCCCCAGUGACUUGAAAACCAACACUGUACAUUUUUGUCACUCCAGCUGUGACUGUUCUAGAGAAUAAUGACCAAAGCCUUUUUGCAUGAAACACAUACACAUACAGCCUGUUAACACACUACCACACUUCUACAAAAUCUACCUGCUGUUUACAGCUUCAAGGGACCACUCCUCAGUCUUUGGAGGCGGAGCAGCUAGCAGGAAGUGUCUCACCGUCUUUUUGGUGUUUGACCCGGAAGUAGACCCCGGGCCAGGUUUGGUCAAGGUGGUGUGUUAUCUUUUACACAUUUCGACGGAAUACUCCUGUAUUUAUUUCCACAGUUAUGACGUUAAGAAAUAAAACAUGUUUUUUUCUUCACAC
Molecule: messenger RNA, 2862 nt
Organism: Osmerus eperlanus (European smelt)
Lineage: Eukaryota; Metazoa; Chordata; Actinopteri; Osmeriformes; Osmeridae
Gene: mindy3
Product: MINDY lysine 48 deubiquitinase 3
Exons: 15
Coding region: 752-2119 (455 amino acids)
Biological process (GO): protein K48-linked deubiquitination
Molecular function (GO): K48-linked deubiquitinase activity; calcium ion binding; cysteine-type deubiquitinase activity
Source: RefSeq, a predicted model, not a curated record